GUUGUGGCUCUAGCAGCGUUGGGUCGCGGCGUCGCUGUGCGGCCGCUCAGAUCGGCGGAAAAGCCAGCAGCUCGUAUCCCAAUGCCCCCCAACCCGCCCAAUAGGCCCCGCUCGGCGGUGCUCGCCCGACUGGGGCCGGUGCUGCAAUGUCAACGGCGUCUGCGGCGUGAACCCGGCCGACUGCUAUGUCGAGCGUGGAUGCCAGCCCGCCUUCGGAAUCUGCGCCUCCAACUCCAACUCCACCACCACCUCGUCGGCCACCUCUACCACCUCCUCUACCAAGACAACUUCAUCCUCCUCCACCACCAGGACGACUUCAUCCUCUUCCAUUACUAAGACGUCUUCAACGUCCACGACACCAUCGAGCACUCACGGGACCACCACUGCCCCUAGCACUGAAAUCCCAGGCGUAUCCAACUUGCCUGCGUGUGGCCAGACCUGCUUCAAUAACAUGCUCGCGCAGUAUUCGGCGCUGGGUUGUUCCAGCCCCCAGGACUCCUACUGCCUAUGCAACAACGCCGAUUUCAGCAACGGCAUCCGCGACUGUUCCAACGGCGCCUGCGGAACCAGCGUUAGCAGCACCGUGAUAUCUUUCGGCAGUGCGUAUUGCUCCACCGCCUUCGCCACGCACACGGCCACGACCACCGGUCUGGCUGCUCUACCCUCCUGUGGGCAGACCUGCUUCAACAACAUGGUGGCCCAGUACACCGCCCUAGGCUGCUCUAGUCCUUCUGAUUCCUAUUGCCUGUGCGGCAACGCCGACUUCAGCAACGGUCUGCGUGACUGCUCCAACGGAGCGUGCGGCACCGUUGUGGGUAGCAGCGCGAUUGCGUAUGUGAGCGCGUACUGCUCUGCCGCAUCGGCUACCCACACGACCACGGCCACGGGCGUGGCUGCUCUGCCUUCUUAUGGCCAGACCUGCUUCAACAACAUGGUAGCGCAGUACUCCGCUCUAGGAUGCGCCAGUCCCCAGCCCUCGUGUCUCUGCAAGAAUGUCAACUUUGGAUACGGCCUGAGGGAUUGCGCCAACGGUGCUUGCGGCACAGCUGUGGCCUCGACAAUCAUUUCUUAUGGAAGCUCAUACUGCGCGUCUGCAACAGCAACAGUCAAGGGUUGAGUGAAGGGGAUAACUCAAGUAAGGGAGGGAGAAAUAUCGAAAGUACAAGGAUUUAGUGUAUACGGCGUACAUGUAGGACUGUGCGAGGACGCAAGUCUGCCGGAGCGCCAUA
Messenger RNA from Chaetomium strumarium, 1229 nucleotides. RefSeq lists its product as uncharacterized. The coding region runs from base 452 to 1117 and encodes 221 amino acids. Lineage: Eukaryota; Fungi; Ascomycota; Sordariomycetes; Sordariales; Chaetomiaceae. The record is from RefSeq and is a predicted model, not a curated record. The transcript has a single exon.